AUGUCGCGCUCACCUUCUCCUCCACCAAAAGCCUCGAUCGACCGCCAGACUACCGCACCCUUCCUCCUGAACUUUUGCUACAGAUCCUCUGCCUUUCACAACCUAACAGACUUCCCCGUCCCCACGCCGUCGAAUCCACAUCCUCAUCUUCCUGCCCAUGUACAGAUCUACACAUGGAUGAGCUGUACGCUACGGGAACUUGCACACCUGCUGACACAAGCCCUUCCACACAUCUUGCCCGAUCCCAGCAUUGGCACGAGGUUGAGCUUUAGGCUAGUUUAUCCCGAUGUCCAUGCAGCCCGAGGUGGAGGCAGACUAGAGCCCGAGGGAAGGGGACGAUAUUUGAGCAAAGAGAUAGGAAGUGUCGUCAUCUCAGCUCCGGACUCUUCAAACGGCGAAGGAUUACCCAGACUCGAAGGAGAAGAUGCCGAUAAGACGCUCGAGGAAGCCCGAUUUGUGAUCGGCGAUUUCGUCGACUGCGCGGUCUUUCCUCCUCUCAGUGACGGCUCAGUCGUCGGUAGAGGCAGCGUCAGCGGGAGAGGUGCGCCUCGGGAAAAUGGCUACGGCCGUGUAAGAGGAGGCGGCUACGGGAUGGGCAGUAGAGGAGGCUUUAAUGGCUACAACUCAAGAGGUGACUUUGGUGGUCCAGCAAGUAUACCCAGUGGUGAGUGGAGGAGAGGCGAGAGAUUACCAGACUCUGGUGGCUUCCGCGGAGGAAGAGGAGGGAGAAGAGGCUAUUGA
Messenger RNA from Exophiala xenobiotica, 741 nucleotides. RefSeq lists its product as uncharacterized. Gene Ontology annotation, biological process: negative regulation of DNA-templated transcription. Gene Ontology annotation, molecular function: transcription corepressor activity; transcription factor binding. Lineage: Eukaryota; Fungi; Ascomycota; Eurotiomycetes; Chaetothyriales; Herpotrichiellaceae. The transcript has a single exon. Bases 1 to 741 code for a protein of 246 amino acids. Gene Ontology annotation, cellular component: nucleus. The record is from RefSeq and is a predicted model, not a curated record.